Fusarium tjaetaba is the source of this 2016-nucleotide messenger RNA. Its product is annotated as ARG81-like transcription factor. The record is from RefSeq and is a predicted model, not a curated record. NCBI's taxonomy places the organism in Eukaryota, Fungi, Ascomycota, Sordariomycetes, Hypocreales, Nectriaceae. Gene Ontology annotation, cellular component: nucleus. The coding region runs from base 1 to 2016 and encodes 671 amino acids. Gene Ontology annotation, biological process: positive regulation of transcription by RNA polymerase II. Gene Ontology annotation, molecular function: transcription cis-regulatory region binding; DNA-binding transcription factor activity, RNA polymerase II-specific; zinc ion binding. The transcript has 3 exons.
AUGCCCAAAAAGGUCGAGCGAACACGCACCUUCACAGGCUGUCGGACAUGUCGCUCGCGCCACGCAAAAUGCGACGAGGCUCAGCCUGGAUGUGGGACUUGUAAACGACUGGGGCUUGCGUGUGGAGGUUAUGGAGCACGGCUGUUUUGGAUCAGGGAUGAUGCUGUUCGCCCGGAGCUGCAGCAGAGUCAUCGAGGCUCGGAGUAUCGGUAUCCACUAUUCUCCGAGAGCGAGAGACGGUUGAUGAGUGAUGAGUUGAAGGGUAGUUUGGGAAAACGAACGGCGUUGGCGUUGUUGGCGGAUAUUGAUUCUGCGUGUGAGAAGAGUGAUGUUGGAGAUGCGUUGAUGAAAGGUCCUUUUGGGGUCUUUCAGUCUGUGGAGGGGGAGUUGACGCUGGAUACGAUUGAGUGCUCUCCUGAUACUAACACUGAUAACACAUCGACGAGCAUGUAUGCUGAGACUGAUGGGUUCAUUGAAGAGAUACAGCGAACAGACUGGCCGGAUCAGCUACCCGAAGAUGACCUGGAUAUCUUUACAGCUUCAUUGGAUCCGAGCUUUAACAUCAACUCUGAAGAACUGACAGCGGGCGAUCAGAUGAAUAUUAAUGAUUCUAUGGCAAACUUCUUUGUCGAUGAUCCAAUGGGCGCUGAAGGCCUCGCACUCUUCAGCCCAGGCUUCAUAUCCCAAGUCAUGGGCAACGACACCACCGCUCAAGAAGAAAGUAUCGAUCCCAAUCUCCAAGCCUCAAUGAACGAAGUAGUCCCCUACCCAAGAAACAUAACAACCCCCUCUGGCCUCCCCGAAGAAGCAGAGCCGUUACUGCGCCACUACAGACAACACAUCGCCGGCCAACGCUCAACAAUGCAAGCCAAACGCAAGUCUCCAUGGGAAAUAAUCUUUCUUCCCUGUGCACUUGAAACAUUUGCUGAGUUAUCGUUAUGGAACGAAGCUUCUCAUACUCGCUCUUCGAUAUUUUAUACGCUGCUAGCUCAUAGUGCGUUGCAACUGCACAUGUCAAAGGCGCCGAAUUCUUUGGCGGCGGAUUGGAAGGAGAUUGGUCAGUUACACAACGGAGCUCGUGCGUUCCGCAUCUUCCUCCUCGAUGCAGAACGUCUCAUUCGCCUUCGCGGUCUAGCGAACCAAGCCCAGAAUCCCUUUAAAUCACGGCUUCUGCAUCAUAUGUACACUCAUCUUCGUGUAAUCGCAGAGAGUAUAUCCCUCUGGAGUGAGCCUCUUCCGGAAAGCUCUUCAGAGAUUCAAGGCCGUGAGCAGUUCCGAACAUUUCGCAUUACGGAAGAGGGCUUGAACAUGGGUCUUGAUCCCGCUCAAGAAAAGACUGAUGAGCUUGGAUACAAUGAUAUUCACCUAGAAGUUCAAGGUCGCUGGACCCAAACUCUUUACCCUGUCAUUUACGGUAUUCCGGAAUCUCUCAUGACACUCCUGUCACAAACAGUAUCGUUGUCCAAUGAGAAGAACCGUCUAGAGACUGUUGCACGCUGCAACCCUUCAAUAUCAGAAGCUCUCUCAAAACACACAAAAACCCUCGAAAAUAGAAUCUGGGCAUGGCCCUCAACCCUCGACCCCACCGAACCCGUCAAGAUGCCCACAGGUGACGAAGAUCUCGUCCGCCAUCCUCAAGUCCGCUCCAUGACACUAGCAAUCCACCAAGCGUUGGUGAUAUACUUCUACCGAAGAGUCUACGACAUGAACGCCAUGAUCUUGCAAGAUCUUGUGCGUAAAACGCUAGAGUAUCUUGAGCCGUGUUUGAGUGAGUUGAUCGAUGAUCAGGACUUUGCGACAAGUUUGGCGUGGCCUGCUUUUGUGGCGGCUUGUGAAGCUGUUAGUCCGGAUUUACAGGAGCGAGCGUUGAAGUGUUUGGGGGUUACGGAUGAUAAAGGGGUUUAUUUUACGAAUAGGCCGGCGGGGGUUGUUGUGCCGUUGAUUUGGGAGAGGAGGAAGCAGUCUGGGGAUUGGACUACGAGUUGGCAGAGUCUUGUGCAGGAGAGUCUAGCAUAG